GAAGACAGUAAAACCACUGCUUUGAUUAUCAAUUAUUACACUGCUGAAAGCGAGCGCGGGCCAAGCAAGCGCAUGUGGUCUUCGAACGGCUGGAUAAUGUAAGACCUCCAACUACAACUCUCGCGACGAAUAAAUUAGAGGUUUCCUCGAAGUACUAUCAUUUCUGGCAAACACAACCCAUCGACAUAAUCACCGAUCUUGCGGGUGUUCAUUCUGUUGUUUCGCAAGUACGCCGUCGCCCUUUUCGAUCACGCCGACCGGUCUUUACCAUGUUCCAGCAUAAAGCAGUGCUGGCAGUUUUCUUUUGCUCUGUGAUCGGAUUAAUCAUUGGAUUACAUCUUUUCAACCCCAGCGCUUUCGGCGAGACUGGUGCUUUCCUGAAGACUGCUGGCUUUGCCGUGGCUGAAAGUAGUGACGCCCCUUCGAAAACCACGAAAGAUUCUCCGGCGCAUCACGAAACUACCGUGCACCCGGCACCACCUGUUGAAAUUACAAAUACCUCCGUGACUGGUGCAACUCUUACCGCGGCUGGUAAGCCGGCCUUGCAGCGCGAUUGGACUUUCUCGGACAAAGCACCCCAGGGCGACGAUGCGAGCUGGAGGAAACCAGAGAAUCUAAAGAUCGCUGGGCUGGUGUUCUACGGAAGACGAAUCAAUGUCAGCAUAUUGCAAUGCUACCUCAAGCGCAAUCUUGUUUCCAAUGGCGGCAUGCUUGACGAGGUAAUCUUCCUCGCGCGAACGCAGAAUGAAGAAGAUCUGGACUGGCUGGAUCAGCUGGUGGCAUCCGAGCCGCUCUAUAUUAGACAAGAUGUGUCAACAUAUGGUGGAGAGUACGCCUCCUCGUACGAUCUCAUAGAAGACGAUGUCAUGUACAUCAAGAUCGACGAUGACAUCGUUUUCUUCGAGGACAGCACCGUCUCCACUCUGGUACACACGCUUUUGACGCACCCGGAGUAUUAUUUGGUGACUGCCAACAUCAUUAACCAGCCAUCGCUUAGCUGGGUACACCAGCAACUUGGUGCUGUGAGACCAUACCUUCCGGAGCUCCUGCCCCAGCAGUCUGAGGUCGAAAUGUUUGCAGACGGUCAGCGACGAGACCUUGAAUCGGACCUCCGAGAGGCAAAUCAGUCAAGCCGUGUGGAUUGGCGAGCCUCCCAUCUCCCCACGUGGUCUGGCCCUGGAGAUUUCUCCGCGCUGGACUUCGAAUCUCAACAGAUCCCACAUCGAUGGCUUCCACUACCAAUCGAUGCCAACGACGCCUCUUCAUAUUUUAAAGCUCUCGAACGUACACCAGUCAUGGAAGCAUCAUACGACGCAUUUGGCCCUACGCUCUAUCACUGGACCAUCGCCGCCCAGCAGCACUAUUCUUUCCUUCAGCACCUAGAGAACAACGAGGUGUGGCGGUAUAAAUUUCAUAUCUGGGACUAUUACACUCGACGGCUGGGCAUCCAAUUCAUCGCCAUCAUGGGCCACGACAUCAAUGCCGCAAAGCCCAUAGAGCAGGACGACGAAGGUUAUUUCUCCGAAAAGAUGCCUCUGAGAACGAAGCGUCACGCGGUUGUGGAUGGUAGAGCGCUGGCCGCUCACUAUAGCUUUGGCCCGCAGAGAGAAGGAAUGGAAACGACUGACGUCCUGGAGAGAUACCGUAGCUUUGCCGAGGAGAACAUCUGCAUGGCAGAGCAGCCGAGAUGAAAUCGACCUAGUCUGUGCAUCAGAACAUGGCCGAAACUGCCAUAGCCACCCCACAAGAGAUGCGGAGGAUCCCAAUGAGGCCAUGACUGAUAUCGAUGGCCGCUCGCUCUGCCCGCAAGCGCAUGACAUAUCCGCAGCUUUGAGCAGGCCCGAGACAGCUUUGCAAAAACAAGCGACCGGACACAGUCUCCGAUAAGAGCUUUCCAGAUUCG
Dissoconium aciculare CBS 342.82 is the source of this 1903-nucleotide messenger RNA. RefSeq lists its product as uncharacterized. The record is from RefSeq and is a predicted model, not a curated record. NCBI's taxonomy places the organism in Eukaryota, Fungi, Ascomycota, Dothideomycetes, Mycosphaerellales, Dissoconiaceae. Bases 270 to 1691 code for a protein of 473 amino acids. The transcript is spliced from 3 exons.